AUGUUUUCUAAACAGGUAGCAGUACUAAAAGGUCAAGGUUAUAAUAUUGUGGAAAUACUUAAACAACCUGAUAAAAGUCCUUUGGAUCUUUGCGCAUCUCAGAAUCUAAUGGUAUGGGAUAUGAUCGAGUCUAUUGAAGUUCCAGAAGAACCUGAUAAUAUGGAAGGUGACAAUGACAACCACCAGUCAGAUAAUAUCAAGAUUGACAAUGGUGGUAGAAAUUCAUUACAAAAUGUUGAUUAUGGUGAGGCAUCUGGUAUAGGUGGAUCAGUUGGAACCAAGUAUCCAAAUCUACCUCCAAGAAGGAGUGUUUCGGAAUAUAGUUCUCCACGACCUUCAUUGUCUGUUAGUGCACCAGCUGCUUCAGUACUUUCUGGUGAUUCUGCAAGAAAAAAUACAUGGGUUGACAGAUUUAAUCGUGUAAAAAAUAAAUUUGCUUUUGAUACAAUUGGAAAAAAUAGAGAUACUGAAGAAAAAAGAACAAAACUUGUUGUCAUUGAAAAGAUAGAGCCGCAUCAACAAAUUCAAGAAAUAUCAUCAUUAAACAUAACGCAAAAAAAAUUUGACACAUUAUCAACGACAAAAAUAACAAAAACAACAGUUAAUCCAUUUGGAUUUUAUUUAUCAUCUUCUUUUUUGAGGUCUUAUUCUGAUGCAGCAGCACUGACCCGAGAAAAUAUUGAGGCUAGGAUUCUUGAUAUUUUGAAAGCAUUUGAUAAAGUUGAUCCUUCAAAGGUAACCACUCAGGCACGUUUUGCUGACGAUCUUGGACUUGAUAGUUUGGAUACUGUUGAAGUGGUGAUGAAUAUCGAAGAAGAUUUUUCAAUUGAAAUUCCCGAUAAAGAAGCUGAUGAAAUUAGAUCAGUUAAAGAUGCUGUUGAUUAUAUUUCUAAAAGGGAUGAUGCACAUUAA
This is a messenger RNA of Entrophospora sp. SA101, 912 nucleotides long. NCBI's taxonomy places the organism in Eukaryota, Fungi, Glomeromycota, Glomeromycetes, Entrophosporales, Entrophosporaceae. The record is from the annotation of a GenBank genome assembly.